This is a messenger RNA of Aspergillus affinis, 1365 nucleotides long. RefSeq names its product glutamate-5-semialdehyde dehydrogenase. The transcript has 3 exons. Bases 1 to 1365 code for a protein of 454 amino acids. Gene Ontology annotation, molecular function: glutamate-5-semialdehyde dehydrogenase (NADP+) activity; NADP binding. The record is from RefSeq and is a predicted model, not a curated record. Lineage: Eukaryota; Fungi; Ascomycota; Eurotiomycetes; Eurotiales; Aspergillaceae.
AUGUCGCUCACCGACUGCUCGGCACGUGAGAUUGGAAAAACUGCAUCCCUAGCUUCUCGCCGCCUCGCUACCCUAGCAGACGCCGAUCGCAAAGAAGCACUGACGGCGCUACACGAUGCACUAUCAAAGAACAAGAACAAAAUUCUUGAGGCAAAUGCAAGAGAUCUUGAGGUGGCAACUCGAGCCGCUGAAAAGGGUGACCUCAGUCAAAGCGUUCUCAGAAGAUUAGACCUAUCCAAGCCUGGAAAGUAUGACGAUAUGCUCAACGGGAUCUUAGGUGUACGAGACCUGGAGGACCCCAUUGGGAAAGUCACACUCAAGACACUUCUUGAUGAUGGCCUCAUUCUUGAAAAAGUGAGCUGCCCGAUUGGUGUUUUACUUAUAAUCUUUGAGGCUCGACCCGAGGUUAUUGCGAAUAUAGCUGCCCUCGCCAUCAAAUCGGGAAAUGCGGCUAUUCUCAAAGGUGGCAAGGAGUCAACUGAAUCGUUUGUUGCUAUCUCAGACGUUAUUUCAGAGACUAUCGCUGUUACCAAAGUUCCUCAGUCAUCCAUACAGCUGGUCAAAACUCGAGACAUCGUUUCGGCCUUGCUAGAACAAGACUCGUUUAUUGACCUUGUGAUUCCUCGAGGCUCCAACGACCUGGUUCGAUUUGUGAAGGAUAAUACAAAGAUUGCCGUACUUGGUCACGCCGACGGGCUGUGCUCUGCCUAUCUUCAUUCCGAUGCAGAACAAGAAAUUGCGCUGAGAGUCGUUGUGGAUUCGAAAACCGAUUAUCCUGCAGCAUGCAACUCUUUGGAAACUCUCCUUGUCCAUCAAGAUAUCCUUGAGAGCAUUCUUCCUUCAGUUGCUGAGGCCCUCUUCGCUAAGGGAGUGUCUCUUCGCUGCGACGCGCCAAGCCGAGACGCAUUGCUCAAAACUCUGAAAAGCCCCCCUUUGUCGUUACUCCAGAGUGCGAUUGAUGCUGAUUAUGACACUGAAUUCUUGGACCUUGUGUUAGCAGUUAAGACGAUCAGCCCGUCAGCCGAAGAUUCUGCUCUUGAAAGUGCCAUAGCUCAUAUAAACUCGCAUUCCUCGGGACACACAGAUGUGAUUGUCACAAAGUCGAGGGACGUUGCUCAAGCUUUUAUGCGCAGUGUGGACAGUGCUGGUGUUUUUUGGAACGCAUCUUCACGAUUUGCCGAUGGUAUGAGGUAUGGGUUUGGUACCGAGGUUGGAAUCAGCACGAACAAGAUUCAUUCUAGGGGCCCGGUCGGAUUAGAUGGGUUGACUAUUUAUAAAUACCUUGUGCAGGGUGCCGGUCACCGAGCUUCUGACUAUUCUGAAGGUGGAGGUAGAGCCUGGAAGCACCAAAACAUGCCACUGUAA